AUGGCUACUAAGUUCUUUCUUCUGUUAAUACUACUCUCUCAUGUAGCAUCCUCUCUCUCUCAAGGAUGCCACCCACAUGACAAAAAAUCCCUUCUCCAAAUCAAGAGAGAACUCAACAACCCAACUCUUCUCUCUUCAUGGAAACCACACACUGAUUGUUGCAACUCUAAUUGGCACGGUGUUAAUUGCAUACCCUAUAACAACCGCGUUUACUUUCUAAUUAUCGAAAUUGACAAUGACCUCGCUUCUUCCUUUCCUCCCUCUAUUGGUAACUUACCAUUCUUAGAGAGUCUACUUAUAUAUCAAUUACCAAACCUUACUGGCACAAUCCCUCACUCCAUAACAAAACUCACAAACCUGAGAUCCCUCACAAUCAGAGCAACUAGCAUAUCAGGUCCAAUACCAAACUUCAUUACCGAAUUGAAAAGCCUCACUUACUUGGAUCUUUCAGAUAAUCACCUCUCCGGGACACUCCCUCCAAGCCUCUCGCAGUUGCCUAAUCUUGAAGCAAUCAUCCUUCAAAACAACAAACUAACAGGUCCAAUCCCUCCUUCAUACGGUUACAUCAAAAACAUAUCCACUUUAUUUCUCACUCACAACAACCUUUCUGGGAAACUACCAAUCUCAUUGGCAAGGUUGAACUUGUUGGAUGUUGAUUUGUCUCGUAACAGAUUCGAAGGUGAUGCCUCGGUGUUUUUUGGUUUAACUAAAUGGACAGAAACAAUAGACCUUUCAUGGAACAUGUUUUCGUUUGACAUGGGAAAGGUGGAGUUGCCUGAGAGCUUAAGACUUUUAGGUAUGAAUCACAAUCGGGUUUAUGGGAAACUCCCUGACAGUGUGAAGAAUUUGCAGUGGUUGAAUGUGAGUUACAAUAAGCUGUGUGGUGAGAUUCCAAAGGUUGAUUAUUUAUCGAGUUUUGACGCGUCUGCGUUCGUUCAUAACAAGUGCUUGUGUGGUUCUCCUCUUCCCAGUUGCAAGUGA
Lathyrus sativus (Indian pea) is the source of this 981-nucleotide messenger RNA. NCBI's taxonomy places the organism in Eukaryota, Viridiplantae, Streptophyta, Magnoliopsida, Fabales, Fabaceae. The record is from the annotation of a GenBank genome assembly.